AUGUUCAAGCUUGUCCAGGUCACCUUUCACCAGAUCACUGUGAUUCAGGGUGAGGAUGUCUGGGGAGUGACUUACACUCCUACUGAGGUCUGUGCCUUAAAGGGAUCAACAGUGGAAAUACGCUGCAGCUACACACACCCAUCCACAGUAAAUGGCCUUAAAACCCAAGUUGAGAAGACAUUUUGGUUCACUAAAGAGGUUAAAGAUGUUCAUGUGGAUCUGAGAACAGACCCGGAGUAUUCAGGUCGUGUGGAGUCUCACUGUGUAAACAAAGUCUGCACUCUGACGAUCAGAGACCUGAGAGAGAGCGACUCAGCUGAGUACAAGUUCAGGUUCAUAACAAACCAACCAGGUGGGAAAUAUAGUGGUUCACCUGGAGUCUCUCUGUCCGUCACAGAUCUCCAGGUCCAUGUGAGCAGAUUACAUGCCUACGAGUCUUCCAACAGGGCAGCGAUGAAGUGUCAGAGCAGCUGUCUUCCACCUGGUCUUCCUCGCUACAUCUGGUUCAAGAAUGGACGGGAGAUUUGGGGACAAACUUCUAUUUCGUAUUCAGACAACUUUGAUCCUGCAGACAUCGUUUCCUGUGCUGUUGUAGGAUAUGAGGCCUUCCGCUCUCCUCCAGUGU
This is a messenger RNA of Anarrhichthys ocellatus (wolf-eel), 625 nucleotides long. Its product is annotated as sialoadhesin-like. The record is from RefSeq and is a predicted model, not a curated record. The transcript has 3 exons. The annotation marks the transcript as partial. Lineage: Eukaryota; Metazoa; Chordata; Actinopteri; Perciformes; Anarhichadidae.